UCCUCGCAGAGCUCCUUUAAAACCAAACUACCACGACUGUCGACGGCAGGUAGCCAUGUCAAAUAACCCCAGCUGGUUUUAAAGCCACACACCAAACCCUUCUUCUCCUUCCUUGUCCUCUCCUCCUGACCUCCUCUCCUAGCCAAGCUACCUAGACAGUAGACACCGUCAGAAGAACACAAAUGGUCACCAGGAAGCUGGCCUUGGGCUCCCUCUUCCACACCAAGGCCGCCAAGGUCGACAUCGCCUCGUCGUCAUCACCACCCCGCGACCCGGCCGCCGCGGCACCCGCAUGGGCGUGGCCGUCGUGCAAGCACCCGAGAACGCAGUCCUUCCACCACGCCGCCCUACCGCCGCCCGGCGCUCCAAGGACACUCGCCUCCAUCUUCCUCGACUCGGCCGAGAGCUCCUUCACGAGCUCCUCCGCGCGGCAGCACGAAGACGACUGCUCCGCCGACGACAGCCUCUCCUCAACGGCGUCCGAGGCCUCAGCUGCGGGCGAGGCUGACGACAGCGCCAUCGUCGUGGGAGGCCUCCGCAUCCGCUCCUCCGACCGGCUCCUCUUCGACCCGGCCGCGGGCGCGUCGGCCACGAGCUCCAUCCUCGAGGAGAAACCGUUGGCCGCCCGCGCCCGUGCCCGUGACCACGAGGUGUUCGUGGGCGGCCUGGCCGUGGCGUUCGAGUCGGCGAACCCGUACCGGGACUUCCGGGCGUCCAUGGAGGAGAUGCUGGACGCCGCGCACGGGGUCGGGGCGGGCUUCUUGGGCUGUGGCUGGGGCUGGCUCGAGGAGAUGCUCGGGUGGUACCUCCGUGCCAACGGCGAGGACACGCACGGCGCCAUCGUGGCGGCCUUCAUCGACGUCAUAGUCGCCAUCGCCGACCGGCAGGCCCGCUGUGCGUGCUCGUCCCGGAGUUGUUCGUGCACGUCCGUGGAUCGAGAGUUGGGAGAGGAGCCCAGAUAAGACGAAGCUAAAAUACUCCAGUGUAAUAACAGCCUCUGUGGAUCUCUCGUCAUUUGUGUCAGUACCUGGGUGGGAUGAUCAUGAGUGUGCGCAUGUCAACUUUGUCGAGCCAAGAUGAAUGAAAAAUGAAUAUUGCAGAGUCGGUUAGUUAAUUGGGACUAGCUAGGCUCAGUCGAUUUCUCA
Molecule: messenger RNA, 1145 nt
Organism: Brachypodium distachyon (stiff brome)
Lineage: Eukaryota; Viridiplantae; Streptophyta; Magnoliopsida; Poales; Poaceae
Product: transcription repressor OFP13
Exons: 1
Coding region: 183-962 (259 amino acids)
Biological process (GO): negative regulation of DNA-templated transcription
Source: RefSeq, a predicted model, not a curated record